CUUACUCGACGAUCAAUGAUCUUCGCCACGCCAUUAAAAUCGAAUAUAUUCAUCAAAUCUACGAUUUACUAUUUUUAUUUACAAUUCUAUCACAAUCGUUUAAGUUCCAACGAUACUGUUUUCUGGAAUCGAUCACGAUGAAUAUAAAUAAAAUAAAAAUAAUUACCAAUGCAACACCGAAUCAUAUCAUGAAGCGAUAAUGCCUAAAAUUCUGAGAGAUGGCUUUUGGAGCAGCAGUUAUCAAAACAUAGUGACUAGUGACUACAUAAAACUACAUAAGGUGUUGUCGUACGGGGGUAAGAAAAAUGCCAGAGAACCGGAGAUACUUAGUUGGAAGGUGCAUAUGAUAGACGACGGUAUUAAGCAAUAUCCAUGCACAUAAGCGGUUACGCACGAGAACCGGUUCUCUUGAAUCUUUACACUUGAAAGGCUAAGUUUCCGAACGGUCAAAACGGCACAAGGUGAAAGUAGAAUGAUAAAAGAAAAAUUUCGAGUUCCCAGAACGAGUAUCACCCGUUGAAGCAUCUGGGUGGCAUGUUCAACGUGACUGAGAAAAAGAUGAAUGCAUUGUUUGAUCACAAUUUCGUGGCUGGACUCCUGCGUUCGGUAUGGGCUGUUGGCUAACCUAAAUUGUGAAGCUGAUCGUAUUUUGCGAUCGCAUAUACCAACGUGAAUAUAACUACGGAAAAUAAACACAUACGUAUCGUGGUGUGAUUAUCGUCACGUUAACGUUAAUCAUAUCAUCGUGGAGAUUAAGAUUAAGAGAUCGUCGUAGAGUGCAACGGUUCACUACCAAAUUGUUUACAAUGGCUGUGCCUAACAAGUGGGAGAAUGCUUGUAGAUUAUGCUCAGAGGAGAAAAACGAAAUGCUGUCGAUUUUUGGUAAUGAAGGUGUACAGCGUAAAGUGGCACAAAAGUUACGUGCUUGCCUGCCAGUUCUAGUGUACAAAACCGAUCCACUGCCAAAGCAAAUAUGUCAGUUCUGUGCCGCCAGGUUGGACGACGUUUAUGAGUUUAGAGAAUACUGUCUGAGCGUUUACAAAAGCAUGCACUUGAAGCUGUUAGCUUAUAAGGACAUUGAAUCUGUUCAGAUUUAUUUAGAAGCAAUGAAAAAUUCUCCUGAUCCCUGUCAGGCCCAACUAUGGAGAGAAAAGGCUAGAGCACCACCACCAUUAGUACCUUUGCCAGUUUCACUGCCAGUUGAAAGUCCAUCAAUGCCAAUAGAUAUUAGUCAAGACCAUCAAAAUAGUUGCAUUGAAUCAUUACCUGAAUUGCCAUGUGAAGUAGAGAUCAAAGAAAUGACUACAGAACCAAUAUUGGGAAUAGGUGUUAAUGUAUAUGAACCAUCACAUAAAAACAACAUAGAAAAUGAAUCAUAUAAUAAGUUAGAUAUAAUAGUGGAACAAAAUACAAGCUUAUUAAAAGAAGAAAGCAAUGACUCAAAACAAGGAAUACAGGUAAAAGAAGAAGAAAAGAGGACGAGUAUUUUAGAACAAGUACUAAUGGGUAGUUUAACAAUGAAUGAUAGGAAGGACUUAAAUUCAGAAACAAAGCUAUCUUCUAAGUGGUGGUGUACUCCUUGCAAUAGUUAUUAUAAAACAAAGGAAAGUUUAAUGAAACAUAUGCAGUUACACUGUCCAAGAAAGUAUAAUUGCAGGAAAUGUUCUGCUUGUUUUGAGUUGGUAGAAGAUUUGGCUAAACAUGAAGCUACUAAUCAUUUAAAAGUAACAUUAGACUUUGAUAGAAGUGUUCUAGAUUGCGACCAAUGUGAUAGACAAUUUGUUAGUUGGGAGAUGCUGAAGAAACAUAGAUUACGUGAUCACUUAACUCAAAUAAAUGAAAUUGGGUCUAAUACAUGGUGCUCUUUAUGUAAUAGAUUUUUCCCAAGUGUGGAAACUUAUCAAAGUCAUAUUCAAUUACAUGAGGUCAGUAAUUACACACCAACAAAAAUAUUACACCUAACGAAUCAACAAUCGGCGAAGGUUCUCAAAAGUGAAGAACCUUCAAAAGAAGUGAAGAGGGAACAUUUUACAGACGCUACUAAGUCACUUACGUGUCCUACUUGCGGAAAAGUUUGUACUCAACAAAGUGCGUUAUCAAAUCACAUGCGUACUCAUGAACCAAAAAGACAUAAAUGUGAUAUAUGCGGACGAUCAUUUGGACUUUUCAUACGUCUAGCAGCACACAGAAUGAGUGAACAUAGUCAGCAACCUACAAUGUCGCCUGUAAUGGCUAGCGUCGAACAAGAAGAAGCAUUAAAUGCCGAAAGGGAAGCUAAGGAGGCAAGAGAAGCUAGAACUCGUGCAUCAAGAACUAGGACAUAUUCAGAGAUGAUAGAAAGAGAAGAUAUUCCUAAUCAUGAAGAACCACCUUUAAAAAGAAACGUUCCAUUAAAUACCAAUGCAUUUAAAAAUGUGGCAAGAUGUGGUAUCUGUUUACAGUGGUUCAGCGAUCACACUACAAUGUUAACGCAUUUACAGACACAUUCGGAUAAUUUCACUUGUAAAAAUUUCAUGUGUCAUAUAUGUAAAAAAUCUUUCAAGGAAAAGUGGCAAUUAUUUAGACACGAGGUAUCUCAUAAACGAAAUGAAUCUGCAUCAGUAUAUAUAUGCACAGUAUGUAACAAAUCAUUCGUAGAUAAAAAUGCAUAUAAAGUACAUCAAAAAACGCACAUUGUUGACAAAACAUAUCACUGUCCUAAGUGUAAUAAAAUAUUUUUUAAAGAAGUAUCUCUGCUAACUCAUCAAUGCACGGCAGAAAUUGUGCUCGGUAAAAAAGGAGUAUCCUCAAAGUCUUCGCAAAAGUCUGCAUCGUUGAGUAACAGUAAAAGAUAUAAAUGUUCCAAAUGCAAUGCAUCUUUUAGUAGUUUUCAAUCGAAAAACUCUCAUAUGAGAGUACAUAUGGAAAGUUCACAUACAACAGUGCGAAAACAAGAUUUAAAGGAGGAAUCAGAAGAAGAAAAAACUAUGCCAAAAUUAACACCUGAAACAUCAUUGGAAUAUUCGGUUCCUCCUAUUGAACCAAAAGUAGAAAUAAACGAGGAAAGUACACCACCUCCUGUUAAACGAACUCUAAUCAGGACAACUGGCGGGUAUCGGUGCGGAGUAUGUCAGUCUCCAUUUGUUUUACGGGAAUUAGCUGUUGCACAUUUAAGAUCUGCACAUCCUCUGAUGCCAUAUCAGUGCCCUUAUUGUAAGAAACGAUUCACCACGCAAUAUACAUUCACGCAUCAUAUUAAGACAGACCAUCCUGAUGAGCACGAGAAUUGAAUUGUAUAAGUCAACAUGCCAAACGAUUAUUAUACCAUAAAAUAAUGCCUUUGAGAAUAGGGUAACUUUUGUUUAUACAGAGUGGUAACAACUAAUACGAUGCUCAAGUCUUAAACUAUUUGCAGCUAUGUAAAAGAGGAAAAUUUUGAACCAAAAUUUGUUUUUGUAAAAUUAAAAUUGAAAUUGAAAUUAAUUCUUUUCAAUUUGUUACAAAAUUUCUUAAUAAAACAUAAUAUAA
Bombus huntii is the source of this 3507-nucleotide messenger RNA. RefSeq names its product zinc finger protein 84-like. Gene Ontology annotation, cellular component: nucleus. Gene Ontology annotation, molecular function: RNA polymerase II transcription regulatory region sequence-specific DNA binding; DNA-binding transcription factor activity, RNA polymerase II-specific; zinc ion binding. Lineage: Eukaryota; Metazoa; Arthropoda; Insecta; Hymenoptera; Apidae. Gene Ontology annotation, biological process: regulation of transcription by RNA polymerase II. The transcript has 9 exons. Bases 807 to 3269 code for a protein of 820 amino acids. The record is from RefSeq and is a predicted model, not a curated record.